UGUAAACGCCGAAUCAUAUAGAAAGUCCCUCCGUUUUCAACAACCUUUUUUCUCUAUCUGCAACAACACUAGUCACAUAAGCAUAAGCAAAAGCAAAAGCAAAAGGAGAGCGAGCGACCAAACCAUGGCAGCUAUGUUGGCUUUCAUGCUCAGCUGGCUCACACCCACCUCCCUCUUCAUCUUCCUCAACCUCGCCAUCGGCACCCUCGUCAUCUCCCACCGCUUCUGCAAAACACCUCAGCAACAACCCCAACACGACCAGUUCGGUAGACCGCCCUCGCUCCUGCAACGUGUCAGGUCGUUCGACUUCUCCCACUACAACUUCCAACAUCACUACCCGGAACCCCAUCACGUAACGGAAAACCCGACCGGAUUAGUCCGGACUCCGUCACUCAUGGAGCGGCUCAGGUCCAUCAACUUUUCCCACUACAACUUCCAACAUCACUACCCGGAACCCGAACACGUAACGGAAUACCCGACCGGAUUAGUCCGGACUCCGUCACUCAUGGAGCGGCUCAGGUCCAUCAACUUUUCCCACUACAACUUCCAACAUCACUACCCGGAACCCGAACACGUAACGGAAUACCCAGCACCGGACAACCCGACCGGAUUUGUCCGGACUCCGUCACUCAUGGAGCGGCUCAGGUCCAUCAACUUUUCCCAGUACGACUUCCAACAACCCGACCCGGAACCCGAACACGUAACAGAACACCCAACACCGGAAAACCCGACCGGAAUAGUCCGGACGCCCUCGCUCCUGGCCCGUCUCAAGUCAAUGGAUUUCUCCUCUCUCUACAGAUCCGACCCGGAAGCUGAAGAUCUUCAUCCGACCGAGGCCCAUAACCCAAACCCGAAACCGAAGCCGACGCGAGACCAUGUGGUUCAUCGGAGCAAGUCGGACAGGGGUCAUGAAGGUUCGGAAAUCCGACCCGAAAAGGUGAUAAAGAAGUCCGCCAGCGAGAGAGGAUUCGAAGAAAACGAGGGAGGUGUCCGGCAGCGAAGGGGGGUGGAGAAAACGAUGUCGUUUGGAGAUGAUGAAGAAGUUGACGCGAAAGCUGACGACUUUAUUAACCGGUUCAAGCAGCAGCUCAAGUUACAGAGGCUCGACUCGCUUUUGCGUUACAGCAGAAAUGCUCCAGAGAAACUAAAUUAAUCUCUCUGUUUUUUUUUUUUAGUGUGAAUUUUAUUUCUUUUGUUUUGUGAACCAUUUAAAAAAUUUGAGGAGGUUUCUUUG
This is a messenger RNA of Rosa rugosa (rugosa rose), 1234 nucleotides long. RefSeq names its product pathogen-associated molecular patterns-induced protein A70-like. The record is from RefSeq and is a predicted model, not a curated record. The coding region runs from base 125 to 1153 and encodes 342 amino acids. The transcript has a single exon. NCBI's taxonomy places the organism in Eukaryota, Viridiplantae, Streptophyta, Magnoliopsida, Rosales, Rosaceae.